AUGGCUGCCAGACGUGAGGAAGAUAUUUAUCAUGACAAUGCGGUUCAACCUAUUCCAGCCGAUCCCAACGAGCGUCGUGUGUUAUUCGCCGCCUUAGACAGCUUCCGGCAGUAUCGGCGAGCAGCACAUUACAAUAUCACUCAUCUGAGACGUCAAGCAUUCUACUCUCUUUCGGCCGAUCACAUAGAUCUACUUUGCGAGCCACCGUUCUCCAUACCGAAGACCUUCGAUGCUGUAGAUGAAGCUAUUGACAGCAAUGCUGAAAUUGCAGAAGCGAUCUUGGCUUCUGGCCUGACUGCAUAUGGCCUAAGUCCCGACGAUGAAUCGUGGAAAGGCGCAGCGACGCCGAACGACAUGGACAAAGCACGAUCGACUAUUCGCCAGCUUUAUCGCGACUGGUCUGAUGAAGGAUCUGCAGAGAGAUAUGCAUCACAUAGUCCGUUCAUGGCUGCAUUAGAGAAAUACCUAUCUCUCAGCGAGCUUUCAAGCGGAGAGCAACAUCGUAUACUCGUGCCUGGUGCGGGACUGGGCAGACUCGUGUUCGAAAUUUCCUUGGCUGGCUACGUGGUCGAAGGCAACGAGAUUUCACACCAUCAGCUGCUCACAGCACACUUCAUGCUCAACUGUACUCAUAACACCGACCAGCAUCGACUGUUCCCGUGGGCACUGAAUUUCAACAACCAUCUCACGAGGGCCAGACAGUUGCAGAGCGUAGCCGUUCCGGACAUCCAUCCAGCCGAAAUGGCAACCCAGACCAACGAAUUCACAAGUGCCUCUCACGGCGAACGUAUGAGCAUGACAGCUGGUAACUUCUGUGCCCUGUACAAACAACCAAGAUAUGCGGCAAGCUUUAAUGCUGUAUUGACCUGCUUUUUCAUCGAUACGGCUCCAAACGUCCUCAACUAUUUUGAAACCAUCAGACACUGCCUAGUGCCAGGCGGUAUCUGGAUCAACCUUGGUCCAUUGCUGUGGCAUUUCGAAGCAGCACAAACGCCUGCAGAAAGGGCACUUCAGGCUGACAACGAUAGUGGUGCUUGUAUGACUGGUUUCAGUCGCAGAGUAGGCAUUGCGGAGCCGGGCUCCAUUGAGCUGACGAAUGAAGAAGUCCUGGCGUUGGUGUCUCGUAUCGGUUUCGACAUCUUGGAGAGCGACCAAAUGCCGGCGGGUGCUACAGGCUAUAUCCAGGAUCCGUCCAGCAUGCUCCAGAACGUUUACAGGCCAGUAUCCUGGACAGCCAGAAAGCGGUGA
This is a messenger RNA of Recurvomyces mirabilis, 1248 nucleotides long. RefSeq lists its product as uncharacterized. The transcript has 2 exons. NCBI's taxonomy places the organism in Eukaryota, Fungi, Ascomycota, Dothideomycetes, Mycosphaerellales, Teratosphaeriaceae. The record is from RefSeq and is a predicted model, not a curated record. Gene Ontology annotation, molecular function: S-adenosylmethionine-dependent methyltransferase activity. Bases 1 to 1248 code for a protein of 415 amino acids.